Anopheles nili is the source of this 4088-nucleotide messenger RNA. RefSeq names its product staphylococcal nuclease domain-containing protein 1 (gene Tudor-SN). The transcript is spliced from 8 exons. Gene Ontology annotation, biological process: mRNA catabolic process; regulatory ncRNA-mediated gene silencing. The coding region runs from base 232 to 2988 and encodes 918 amino acids. Gene Ontology annotation, molecular function: nuclease activity; RNA binding. Gene Ontology annotation, cellular component: cytosol; RISC complex; nucleus. The record is from RefSeq and is a predicted model, not a curated record. NCBI's taxonomy places the organism in Eukaryota, Metazoa, Arthropoda, Insecta, Diptera, Culicidae.
ACUUGGUGACCAGUGCACCCUAAAUCCGGUGGUUCGUUUCUCUCUGUUACGGCUGGUAGUGUGGCCCGGUUCCGCGGUUUUGGUGCGAUCAUCCGUUUCGAAAGCAUCACGCACGAACUGUUCGCGUUCUUAGCAUAAAGUGUCGAAUCUGAAGUUGGUGUAAAUCCCGUAGUGAUACUCCCGAGAAAAAAAGAAAGUUUCGUUGAACAACGUAGCUGAACGACCCGCAAGAUGAGUGCCGCUACAGCCCCCGCCGCCGCUACGCCUGCCCCACCUCCUGUAUUGAAGAAAGGCAUUGUGAAGCAGAUCCUCUCCGGUGACUCGUUGAUUCUCCGCGAUAAACCCGUCAAUGGUCCGCCGCGUGAGAAGCAGCUUAACUUUGCCGGUGUCGUUGCACCCAAGCUUGCCCGCCGACCAGCCAACGGAUCGAAUGACGGUUCGAAGGAUCAACCCUACGCCUGGGAAUCCCGUGAGUACCUGCGCCAGCGUCUGAUCGGACAGGAGGUGUGGUUCUAUUCGGAGAAGCCUCCGAAUGCGAACCGCUUCUAUGGCUACGUGAAGCUUGGCAAGGACCCCAACUCGGAGAACAUUGUUGAGUCGAUCAUCUCCGAGGGUCUAGUGACGGUGCGACGUGACAACGUCCGCCAAACGCCCGAGCAUGCCCGCCUGGUCGAACUGGAGGAUGCUGCGCGAAGGGCGCGAAAGGGCAUCUGGAGCGAUGCGCCUGAGGGCGAGCAUGUUCGUAACAUUACCUGGAACAUCGAUAACCCGAAGCAGUUUGUCGACCAAAACGGUGGGCACCUGAUCAAGGCCAUCAUCGAACACGUGCGCGAUGGUUCGACGGUUCGUGCAUUCCUCAUGCCAAGCCCGCGCGUUUUCCAGCACAUCACUCUUAUGAUGUCCGGCAUCCGUUGUCCGGGCUUUAAACUAGACGCCGAGGGUAAGCCGGACAACACGACCGAUGUACCGUACGCGGAAGAAGCGAGGUUCCACGUGGAGAGCCGACUGCUACAGCGUGACGUGAAGAUUCGCCUCGAGUCGAACAGCAACACGAACUUCCUCGGUACGAUCCUUUACCCGGAUGGCAACAUCGCCGAGUCGCUGCUGCGCAAUGGCUUCGCGAAGUGCGUCGAAUGGAGCAUACCGUACGUGAAGGAAGGUAUCGACCGGCUACGCGCGUCUGAGCGAGAGGCCAAAAUGGGUCGACUGCGCCUGUGGAAGGACUACAAGCCACCGGCGGCGAUGGCCAACACCAAGGACAAGGAGCUAGUCGGAACCGUGAUGGAGGUGUACAACGGAGACGCCAUCUCGGUGAAGGUUGGCACCGUGACGAAGAAGGUGUUCUUCUCGUCGAUUCGUCCCCCGCGCCCGAAGGAGGACGAUGGUCCCCGUGGCAAGAACUCACGCCCUCUGUACGACAUUCCUUACAUGUUCGAAGCCCGCGAAUUCCUGCGCAAGAAGCUGAUCAGCAAGCGGGUGACGUGUACUUUGGAUUAUGUUGCUCCCGCCCGCGACAACUACCCCGAGAAGUACUGCUACACGGUUCGUCUGGAUGAGCAGAAUGUUGCUGAGGCAAUGCUCGAGAAGGGCUUGGCGACGGUGAUCAACUACCGGCAGGAUGAUGAGCAGCGUUCGCCCGAGUACGACAAACUGCGCGCCGCCCAAGAGCAGGCCAUCAAGGGUCAGAAGGGUAUGCACGCGAAAAAGCAAACACCUUCGCACCGCAUUAACGAUCUGACGACGGAUCAUUCCCGCAUCAAGCACCACUACCUGCCGUCGUGGCAGCGAGCCCUCCGCACCGAAGCGAUCGUUGAGUUCGUCGCUAGCGGAUCGCGCCUGCGACUCUACUGCCCGAAGGAAAGCUGCCUGGUUACAUUCCUGCUCGCUGGCAUCAGCUGUCGUCGCUCGUCCCGUCCCGCGAUCGGUAGCGCGCCUGCCCAGGAAGCGGAACCGUACGGUGACGAUGCCCUGCAGUUCACCCGCGAACGUGUUCUACAGCGGGAUGUGAGCGUCAAGAUCGAUACGACCGACAAGCAGGCGACGAGUGUGAUCGGCUGGUUGUUUACCGAUCACAACGUCAACCUGUCCGUGGCACUCGUCGAAGAGGGUCUGGCGGAGGUGCACUUUACGGCGGAGAAAUCGGACUACUAUCGCGCACUGCGGGACGCUGAAGCCAAGGCUAAGGCGCAGAGGAAGAACAUUUGGAAGGAUUACGUGGAAAAGACGGUAACAGAGGAGGAGAAGGACGAUACCGAUGACAUGCCGGACGUCAACGUACCCGUCGAGCGUAAGGUCAAGUACGAGAGCGUCGUCGUAACGGAGGUCACGCCUGAUCUGCAGUUCUACGCUCAGCAUGCAAACCAAGGCGCCAAGUUAGAGGAGCUCAUGACGAAGCUGCGGCAGGACUUCAAGGCGAUGCCGCCAGUGACGGGUUCGUACGCACCGAGACGUGGCGAUCUCUGCGCGGCCAAGUUCUCCGAGGACAAUGAAUGGUACCGCGCGAAGGUCGAGAAGGUGGAGAAGGGUGGCAACGUGUCGAUUUUCUACAUCGACUACGGUAAUCGUGAGACUGUUCCCGCAACCCGCCUUGCAAUGCUCCCGCAGACGUUCACCUCGGAGAAACCAUUCGCGCAUCUGUACGUACCCGCGCUGCUGCUCCUGCCGGUUGACGCCGACGAUCGCACCGAGGCCGUGAAGGCGUUCUCUCAAGACGUGCUGAACCGAACGCUCAACAUGAACGUGGAGUAUCGCGUGUCUGGCACGGAAUACGUGACUCUGGCCGACCCCAGCACUAAAGCCGACAUCGGCGAAGAUUUGAUUGCCGAUGGUUACUUGAUCGCGGACAAGAACAAGAAGGAUCCCAGGGUGGCCAAGCUGGUUGCGGACUAUAAGGACGCCGAGCAGAAGGCUCGCAAAGAACAUAAGGGCAUUUGGCAGUACGGUGACAGCACCGAGGAUCAGGCCGGCGAGUUCGGCCUUAGCCGUUAACGGGAUGGUCUUCCGUCCUGCCAAAUGCUGCUCAGAACCGAGAUUUGUCUAGUCACGAUCACGUCACCAUGCCGUACAAGUCCUCCCAGGUACGUCGUAUUCUCCUCUGUUUCUGUGUUGUAGUUCGGUACAUGUUCCUCGGCAUAUUGAAGGGUGGGAGUACAGACAGUAGUACACUGGCGGAAAUAUUUCACCUCAAUUCGGCACAUGGUACAUGUGAUCAUACGAGUCUAUAGUGGCGUUGUCGCUUGUGAGCUGUGACGCGGUUGAACCGUUUAUAUAGAUUCACGUUCGGCAAUUGAUACUACAUGGACAAGACUGGACGGAGAUCGUUUUUGGGCGCAUAAAAAUGAAACAUAACACACCUGCCUAUCGAUAUAUUCAGUAAAAAAAAAGUACACUAUAUAAUGUGAGAUAAAAGAAAAACAAGCAAAAACAUUUUUUGAACGUACGAAGCAAUUCACUCGCACGUGCUCUCUGCCUUGCGCUAUACCGGUGCAGAGCAGCGCGAGAUAGAACUGAGGCCGGAAAACCAUUAACCACCAUUUGAUUAGCAAGCACGGCAGGCAACGGCAGCAAGCAAUCCCCUCGUACGUUGCGUCCGAAGUGGUCGGACGGCAAAUGCUAAUACUCGCGCCUACUGCAUAUCUACUAACCACCAACACACCCCCUGUGUAAAGCACCAUGAGGAAAACAACGAUCCGAAAUUCGGUUGCGUCGGUCCAAUAACGACGAGAGCUGUUGCUCGCGAUCGUGGCGACGUGAGAAUAUCCAGCACAUACAACAAAACAAGAUGAAUUACUCCUCGUCGAUCAUCUUGAGAUGUGUGUACAGUAAGAGCCAACACGCGAGGAGGUGAUCCAUCCUACAGCAUAUAACCGCCGGCAGCAAUGAAUUAGCCCCUUACCGGACGUUCACAUUUAGCCAUUAGUUUUCACAAAUAUGUGUUUAUUUUUUACGAUUUACGCGUAACGCCUUAUAUCUUCCAUUUGCCUGAUUGUCAUAAAGAAUCUUUUUAAACUGUUUUUUCACAUUACUUUUUUUUGUCUUGGUUCAGUUCAUGGUGGAAAUAAAAUUUAUCCUGACAUUAUAAAACUGUA